AUGAGCUACGCCUACUCAAGCGCUCCCUUCCGUCCCGCCCGUCGCGAUUCCAUCUCUUCACCAUCCACCAUCCUCGUCCAAAUACAAAACGGACUCCCGCCAUGGGCGCAGCAAUGGAUUGCGAAACUACGCGCGGGACCGCGGGCAGGGAGACAGACGAGUCCGCGUGAAUGGAAAGCUAUGGGACGGCUUACGAUUAGACGGGUGGUUACGAUUGCGAAUGCGUUGAUUUUGUUUUGGGUGUGGACGUUGUGGUGGGGUGAGCGGACGGUGUUUCAGGAGAGUUUGGAGGGAUGUGGUUGGGGGGAGUGGGAAAAGUGGCCAUCGCAUGCUACUCCUCAUCAUGUCGCCUUCGUCGCCGAUCCGCAAUUAGUCGACCCCCAUACGUAUCCCGGACGGCCAUGGCCGCUGUCGACUCUGACGGUGAAGUUUACGGAUCAGUACCUGCGGCGGUCAUUUUCGUUGAUUCAGAGAAAUUUCGGGCCCGAUUCGGUAUUGUUCCUAGGUGAUCUGUUCGAUGGCGGGAGAGAAUGGGCGACGGGGACGACAUCUAGCCCCGAUGAGCGCUACAGGAAAUACAAGGAUUCGUUUUGGAAGAAAGAGUACAGUCGCUUUGGUCGAAUAUUCUCAGACCAGUUUAAAGAGGGGGAUGCACUCUCGCGGGAUCCGCUUGGUCGACGGAUGAUUGCUAGUUUGCCUGGGAAUCAUGAUCUGGGGUUUGGAUCGGGGAUCCAGAUCCCUGUUCGGGAUCGGUUUCAGACGUUCUUUGGGAAGGGGAAUCGGGUGGAUGUGCUGGGGAAUCAUACGUUUGUGUCGGUUGAUACGGUUUCUCUGAGUGCGAUGGAUCAACCGGAUCCGCAGACUGGCAGCACGGGUGCUGGUUCGGGGGAUGGCAAGUCGCCUAAUGAAGCCAUUUGGAAGGAAGCGGAGGAGUUUCUGGACCAGAUGAAUGUGCACAGGGCGAAGGCAGAGACACACGAGCUGAAGUCGCUCCGGAGCCAGACCGAGGGAUAUCAAUUCAACCAUGCUGCUGUGGAAAUCAAUGAGCCCUCGCAUGGUCAACUCCCGCAGUCGGAGACGGUUGGACUUCCAGCUAUCCUUCUCACACAUGUUCCCUUGUAUCGCAAGGCGGCUACACCAUGUGGACCGUAUCGGGAACAUUACCCGCCGUCAUCGAGUGACGAGGAACUCCAAGAAGACGAGCAGAACUCGCUGAAGAUCGGCGGCGGCUACCAGUACCAGAACGUCCUUACGCAGACCAUCUCCAACGACCUGGUAUCUAAAGUCGGAUCUAACCUCGUGCACGUCUACUCCGGUGAUGACCACGACUAUUGCGAGGUCGUGCACCGCGAAUUCAGCGGCUCGCCCAAGGAGAUCACAGUGAAGAGUCUGUCAUGGGCAAUGGGCGUUCGACGACCAGGUUUCGUCCUCACGAGUCUCUGGAACCCAAUCGACCCUGCCACGGGCAAGUCCCUCGAGAAUGUCUCACCCACUCUACAAAACCAUCUAUGCCUCCUCCCGGACCAAUUAUCAAUCUUCAUCUACUACGGACUGACCUUGGCAUUAACGUUGGUCAUCCUCCUCGCACGAGCAGUCGUGGUAACCAUUUAUCCCUCCCAAUCAACCACAGCCGACGCCGGCCCAAUGCUCCCCCUCACCGAAGUCCAACGCCAUAUCCCGACAUCCAGUAUAUCCAGCUCCACCACCUUCGCACCGCGCGGUCUAGCCAGCCGCGGCUCGAACUUCAAUUCUAGAUCCUUUGAAUACUACCCGGAGAAAGGUCGCCAGAGGAGUCCGACCAAGGGCACGUAUUCUGGGCAAGGAUAUGGACAGCAGCCGGGGAAUGGACAUGGGAAGGGUUUAGUAGGUACUGUGGGGGGGAAGCUUUGGGGUGAGGUGUGGUUUGUUGCAAAGGUUGUGUUGUCGUGGUAUAUAUUUUUGAUAUGGAGGUGGUAG
Aspergillus ruber CBS 135680 is the source of this 1956-nucleotide messenger RNA. RefSeq names its product putative manganese ion homeostasis (Fr). Gene Ontology annotation, cellular component: endoplasmic reticulum. Lineage: Eukaryota; Fungi; Ascomycota; Eurotiomycetes; Eurotiales; Aspergillaceae. The transcript is spliced from 2 exons. Gene Ontology annotation, molecular function: hydrolase activity. Gene Ontology annotation, biological process: GPI anchor biosynthetic process. The coding region runs from base 1 to 1956 and encodes 651 amino acids. The record is from RefSeq and is a predicted model, not a curated record.